AUGCUCUACUUUACCCUCUUCUCUCUUCUGUUCUUAGCGACGACUACCGCUCUUAACUUCGACUGGGAGCGCGAACAACUCACUGGCGAGGACGCGGCUCGCAAUCAAGCAUUGCGUUUUGGUAGUGCAUCGGUGACGGCGACGUCUGGUAGCUGUAAGAUCAUUCCACGUGACGCUGAGUGGCCGAGCGAGGAUGCCUGGGCGUCUUUCAACAAUACGCUCGGUGGUGCGUUGUUGAAGCCCAAGCCGCUUGCCAGUGUCUGUUAUGCUGGCGAGAGCUACAGUGCUGCAAAAUGCGACCAGUUGAAGGGGAGUUGGGCAGGCAUGAAUCUACACUCCGAUGACCCAGCAAGUAUCAUAUCUCAAUGGGCAUCUGGCAAUACAUGCACGCCAACCUCACAGCCAGACUCAAACUGUACCCAAGGCGGUUGGCCAGAGUAUGUUGUCAAAGCCACUACAGUAAGACACAUUCAACUCGCAGUCAACUUCGCUAGGAAUCAGAACAUUCGGCUCGUCAUCAAGAAUUCGGGUCAUGAUUUCAACGGGAAGUCCAUCGGUGGUUAUUCUCUUAGUGUAUGGACGCACAACCUCAAAGGCAUAGCGUACGACCCUAGUUACACAUCGCCCACUGGUUCAUAUACGGGAAGAGCGGUUACAUACGCCGCUGGUGUGCAGGCUUAUGAAGGUUCUACAUUGAUGCGACAGAAGAACAUGGUCAUGAUCGUUGCAGGAGGAGGGACCGUAGGUAUCGCAGGUGGUUUCCUCCAAGGUGGCGGACAUAGCUCCUAUACUAGUUAUUAUGGACUGGCCGCAGAUCAGGUGCUUGCCAUCACGGCUGUUACAGCCGAUGGUAAGGUGGUAGAAGCACAUGAGGGAGAGAACGCCGAUUUGUUCUGGGCUUUCCGCGGAGGUGGUGGAGGAACAUUCGGGAUCAUCACGUCUGUCGUCGUUAAAGCGUUCCCAGUCACGCCUCUAGCAUCGAGCAGUAUCCGUUUCUCGACCACACCCGACCGCGGAUCGACUGCGCCUCCGAUCUCCACGGAAACCUUCUGGGCUGGCAUGCGAGCGUACUGGGAAUUCUCAGUCGCCAUCUGUGAUGCAGGCGGCUUGGGUUACAGCUUCAUUUACCCUAGCAGUAGUACUACGGGGCUUACUUUCACCGUCAGUAUAUCUGUACCAAACCAAACUACAACAGAACAUCGACGUUUCGUGCGCCCGCUACUUCAGAAGCUAAAUGAUCUGGGUAUUCAACAGGCUAUGCCCACAGUAGAACGGUCUCUCACAUCUUCACCGUCGUAUCAAGAAGGAUACAAACACGAACCACCACAUCUCUUCAAAAGGGUACUGGGCGAAAUAACAGGCCACACAAUGAUAGCAUCCCGGUUCUUUCCUCGUACCGCCUUCUCCAAUACCUCUACUCUAGAUUCAUCACACCUCGCCAUCCGUCACGUUGUCGAAAACGGCUCCCUAACCUUCCAUGGCAUGAACUACGCACCUACCAUCUCGGUUUCUGGAAACCCCAACAACGCCGUGAACCCUGCUUUUCGCACCACAGUUCUACAUGCCCAAGCCUAUGAGCCAAACGCACACUGGGAUGGCCAAGCUCCCAUUCUCUCGCAUGAGGCGAUGACGGAAAGGCAUGAGAGGCUACAGGCCUAUAUGCAGGUUUGGCGGGGUGUCACGGUAGGGAGUGGAAGCUAUAUCAAUGAGGGGGACGCGCAGGAUUGGGAGUGGAAGGAAGCGUUCUUUGGAAGUAACUACGAUAAAUUGGCUAUAGUCAAGAAGAAGUAUGAUCCCGAAGGGUUGUUUUGGGCGAUUGGGGGUGUUGGCAGUGAUGAGUGGGAGAUCAGAGACGUGGAUGGUAAGAAGAGAGAGUGGAUCGUCACGCAGGAUGGCAGACUAUGCAAGGUAGGUCUGUAA
Alternaria burnsii is the source of this 1920-nucleotide messenger RNA. Its product is annotated as fad-binding domain-containing protein. Gene Ontology annotation, molecular function: FAD binding; oxidoreductase activity. The transcript has 3 exons. NCBI's taxonomy places the organism in Eukaryota, Fungi, Ascomycota, Dothideomycetes, Pleosporales, Pleosporaceae. Bases 1 to 1920 code for a protein of 639 amino acids. The record is from RefSeq and is a predicted model, not a curated record.